AUGGAUGAAGACAUGACUCAGAAGUCCUCAGUCAAAACAGAGAGGAUAAAACCAGAACGCCCCAUGGAGACAAAAAGCCAGUGGUCCCUGCUCAAGUUCUUUCUGCUUUGCCUCUUGGCUGGCAUGGUAACUAUUGUGGUGGGGAUGGUGGCUUUGUCUCUGGUUUGGGUUAACUACUCUGGCUUUAACGCAAGACCAAAUUAUGAAGCGAACAUAGAAAAGCAUGAAGUAUCUUUCCAAGAAAUCCCAAGAAUGUCUCUACUCCAAGACCAAGUGGACCCCAAGUUCCGGUUUCUCCACCAUCUCACUAAAUCCCAGAAAUUCGAAUUCCCAGGUGGUACCAUCCAGUGGUCCAGAUUUCGGAAAAAUGCCGACCAAUACGAGAACAAAGAAGCUAUGGAGUUUGGACAAAGCAUCAACGCGCAACGCUCCAAGAUGACAUUUGGAACUUUACUGCUAAAGGGUAAAGGCAUGCGUGUUCCACACUGGCACGCCAACGCCAAUGAGCAAGGCUACGUCUUAACGGGCAGAGCUUGGAUUGGGGUAGUGGAUGCUGGUGGAAGUACAGUCACGACAUACCACGUCAAGGCGGGCCAGCUCAUUUUCUUCCCUCGAAACACGUUGCAUUGGCUCAAGAACGUUGGUGCAGAAGAUUGUUUGUUCUUGCUGUUUUUUACCACCCAUGAAGAGCUUCAGAGUUCGGAUGUGGAUGAUGUGUUUUUCUCAACGCCUGAAGACAUUGCUGCAAGGUCGUUAAAGCCUAAAGGUGGAGUGGACUUCAUCAGGACGUUCCAGAAGCAAGCAGAAGACCAGGCGAUCAACCUUCCACCCAAUCUAGCACAGCUUGUCCACAACCCCAAGUAUGAGCAGUCUAGGGAUGCUCUUGUGUGGCGGUACUUCUUUGACCUCAAAGGGUCGACCGAGUUCCGUUUUCCGGGGGGAAUAAUGCAGUGGGCUCGGUAUGUCAAAGGUGGAAGAGGCCUGAAACCCAAUGAAAGAAUUUACAGUGAGUUUCUCCAUUCGAAAGAAGAUACUCUUACCUUGGGGACGCUCAGGAUUUAUAGAACUGGUCUACGGCAGCCACACUUUCAUUUCAAUGCCAAUGAGAUGGGAUAUGUCAUCAGUGGGUGUGGAAAGGUGGGUGUGAUAGCUUCACCUGCUCUCACCACCGACUUCAGCAUCGGUGUCGGAGACGUUGUGUUUUUCCCAGUCGGAACGCAACACUACAUCAAGAGCACAUGUGAUGAGGACUUGCUUUUCAUUUUGGCAUUCAGCACUGGAAACCAGUUGGAAACACUUGAUAUGGAUGACUAUUUCCAUGCCACAGCAGAUCACAUCCUGGCUCAGCUUUUCUUCAAAAAACAAGACGAGUUUAAGAAGAUUCCAAGGUUUAAAGAGGAUCAGGCAAUUAAUCUACCAUAACAGCUUGGAAAAAUGGCAACAAUAACUAAAAUCUCCAUCAAUUCACUUGCUAUUAAGAAUGUUUAAUGCUGCCUUUAAUUUUGGAGUCCCCUUGGAAGAGAUUUGUAUCUUUUAAAAAAUAAAUAAAAGUAA
Molecule: messenger RNA, 1554 nt
Organism: Elgaria multicarinata webbii
Lineage: Eukaryota; Metazoa; Chordata; Lepidosauria; Squamata; Anguidae
Exons: 9
Coding region: 1-1422 (473 amino acids)
Biological process (GO): activation of protein kinase B activity
Cellular component (GO): Golgi apparatus; plasma membrane
Source: RefSeq, a predicted model, not a curated record